CAAGAAAGCAGGUCUGCUUCGUUGCGGGAAGAGCUGCAGACUUAGAUGGAUGAACUAUCUCCGACCUGAUAUCAAGAGAGGAAACAUUGGUCCGGAAGAAGAAGAUCUCAUAAUUCGUCUUCAUUGUCUCCUCGGAAACCGUUGGUCCCUCAUCGCAGGACGCCUCCCCGGUCGCACAGAUAAUGAAAUCAAGAACUACUGGAAUAGCCACCUCAGUAAGAAACUCAAGAAGCAAGGCUUCAUCAUAAGAGAAUGUACACCAAGACCUAAACGAUCAGGUGCACCUAGCUAUCAUAAGAAAAUAAAGUGCACCAACAACAAAUUUGCUGAGAACAUACAAAACAAUGAUGCGGAUGAAUGUAACAAAAUAUAUGCACCCAAGCCUACAAGGCUUAAGCCGUGCUGGUCAGUGAUGGAGAAAAGUGAGAGCACGAUAGGAGAGUGUAAGAAGGGAACAUCAGAUGCGAGCAGUGGAACUAAUGAUGUGGAUUGGGCAUCAUGGACGCAUGAAGAUCAUGUAGAGGAAUUUGAUCAAACGGCUGGUUUGUUUGAAGGUCCUUAUUUGGAUUUUGCUUCUGAUUUUUCCAUGCCAAAUAUUGAAUCACUUGAUAGAUUAUUUAAUGAGUACUCACAGCUCCUGCAGUUGGAGGUUGAUGUGUAGAUG
Molecule: messenger RNA, 664 nt
Organism: Phalaenopsis equestris
Lineage: Eukaryota; Viridiplantae; Streptophyta; Magnoliopsida; Asparagales; Orchidaceae
Product: transcription factor MYB3-like
Exons: 2
Coding region: 50-661 (203 amino acids)
Source: RefSeq, a predicted model, not a curated record